AGAGGUGGUGGUUAGGGGCUCAGCCCACGGCCCCCAGCUCCCUCCCUCUCGGAGAAGCACGGCCUGAGAUCCGCGCGCCCGGAGAUCCCUUAAAAGGGCCACGGUGAAAGCCACAGCCGAAUGGGACCGCUCCUCCUCCUGGGCUUGCACCUGCGGUCCAGUGCUCGCCGUCCUCGUAGUCCUUCCCAGCGAGGGGACGGAACGGGAAGGCAUUAGAGUAUCAGCCUCUACGGGACUCCGGGCAGCUCGGAAGAACUCGAAUGCCCAGAAGGAGGCCGAGCUGGGAGUGCAGCCCUAGAAGAAAAGGGGCAGGCAUCGGAAGGCAUAUAAAUGGCCGGGAGGUCCUGGCCCGAGAAUUUGCUGAGCCGCUCUGCACCUGUCCAGCACCAUGACUCCGGCUCCGCGCUGCGCGUGCGCACUGGCCCUGCUGUGCCUGCUCUCGCUGCUGCUGCUGCCUGAGCGCACCGCGGGUGACGUGCUGCUUCUGGCUGUGGACACCCCCAGGCCCAGGGUGGCCAGGUGGCUGAACCUAGGCCCACUCAACAAGUACGUGGAGAAGAUCUUCAGCGGCAGACGUGUUCCCCAGUUCGAAGAAAUACAAAACCCCAAAGAAAACCGCCGACACCACGAAAUUCCCUCCAACGAACGCCACGAAGUCGCUGCCGCCGAGCACCGCGACCCCGCGACCACCCGCCUCAUCCCAGGGCCCCAGGUAGGAGCCCCUGGACCCUGCUGGCACCGAGUCGGGGGCCUCAGAACCGGGGCCACGUGGACGGGCCCUGGGGGGUCGGGGGGAUCCCUGGGCCCCAGAGAUGUUCUUCUCCAGGCCUGGCCCUGCCCUCUGGAUGCCCGACCCCUGAGUGGCCACCAGCCCCUUUCGUUGUGAGACCAACUCUUUCCACCCCUGGGGUGAGAACAAUAAAGCAGCAAAAGCUCUGUG
Molecule: messenger RNA, 940 nt
Organism: Oryctolagus cuniculus (rabbit)
Lineage: Eukaryota; Metazoa; Chordata; Mammalia; Lagomorpha; Leporidae
Source: RefSeq, a predicted model, not a curated record